UUUUAAAAGAACAAAAAAAUAAAAAAAACAAAAAAAUAAAAAAUAAAAAGUCACCAUGGCUAGCGCAAGAAGUUUGGUUGCCAAGGCAAAUAACACUAAUGUAGGCUCAUUAAUCUUAAUGGCCUUGGUGUUAGGUUCUUGCAUAGCGAAUGGUGAAUAUCUCGGUGGCCGCCGUAACCUUGCCGCUGUUGCCGGCAGCGCUACGGUCUUUGAUAUUACUAAGAAUGGAGCAGUGGGAACUGGUGCCACCGAUUCUUCCAAGGCGUUUCUAAACACAUGGAUCCAAGUGUGUGCCAGUCCCACACCAGCAACGCUACUAGUUCCUAAAGGAGAGUUCUUGGCUGGUCCAGUAAUUUUUGCUGGUCCAUGCAAGAGCAAAGUGACCGUCGAAGUUCAAGGUACAAUCACCGCUCCACCAAGCGGAUACCCGACUCCUGAAUGGUUCUUAUUCGAACAUGUCGAUAAUGUCGUCCUCACCGGACCCGGCACAUUCCACGGCAAAGGUGAAGCCGUUUGGAAAGCAGAUGGCUGUGGUCAAAAGGCCAAUUGUAAUCUUCCUCCAACGUCUCUAAAAUUCAGAAACAUCUUAAAUCUUGACAUUUCCGGCAUUAGCUCGGUCAACGCAAAGGCCUUCCACAUGUUCUUGGUAAAAACUAAAAAUGUCAAUGUCCAAAACAUCAAGCUUACUGCCCCGGCUGAAAGUCCCAACACCGAUGGUAUCCAUUUGAGCAAUGCGGUCAACGUUCACAUCGCUGACAGUUUAAUAGCGACAGGAGACGAUUGUAUCUCAGUCGGUCGUGGUUCCACCAAUGUAACCGUCGAACGCGUGACUUGUGGCCCCGGACACGGCCUAAGUGUCGGUAGUCUUGGUAAGUACCCGAACGAGGAGAAUGUUGCCGGCAUUCACUUUAAGAACUGCACCUUAAAAAAUACCGACAAUGGUCUUAGAAUCAAGAGUUGGGGUGGUUCGUCUCCAAGCACAGCUGUGGACAUCACCUAUGAAGAUAUUAUGAUGACAAACGUCAAGAACCCUAUCAUCAUUGACCAGAACUACGGCACAAGAGGCGGAGAUUCAAAAGUUGCGAUAAGCAAUGUGCUGUUCAAGAACGUAAGAGGAACAACAAUUUCAAAAGAUGAAGUUCAGAUCAUGUGCAGCAAAUCAGUACCGUGCAAAGGAGUCAGCGUCGUUGAUGUGGAGUUGAACUUGGUAGGUGACAAAGGAGGUUUGGGCGGAGCUCUUUGUACUAACGCCAAUGUUAUCUUCGGUGGAAAACUUAGCUUCCCUAUGUGUCCCAAAUAAGCUUUUUGGUAUAAGUAAUUUGAUUUUGAAAAACAAAUCAAAAGUUUCCACAAACAUUUUUGGUUUUUGUUUGUGAGUUAGUUUGUGAGUUUAUCAACUAUAAUUGGAAUAUAUAUGACUUUUUGAUAAUUUUUUC
Messenger RNA from Raphanus sativus (radish), 1436 nucleotides. RefSeq names its product exopolygalacturonase clone GBGE184-like. The transcript is spliced from 4 exons. Bases 56 to 1300 code for a protein of 414 amino acids. Gene Ontology annotation, biological process: carbohydrate metabolic process. The record is from RefSeq and is a predicted model, not a curated record. NCBI's taxonomy places the organism in Eukaryota, Viridiplantae, Streptophyta, Magnoliopsida, Brassicales, Brassicaceae. Gene Ontology annotation, molecular function: polygalacturonase activity.